This is a messenger RNA of Ascochyta rabiei, 3123 nucleotides long. Its product is annotated as HIR complex subunit. Gene Ontology annotation, molecular function: nucleosome binding; protein binding. NCBI's taxonomy places the organism in Eukaryota, Fungi, Ascomycota, Dothideomycetes, Pleosporales, Didymellaceae. Gene Ontology annotation, biological process: regulation of DNA-templated transcription; chromatin remodeling; DNA-templated transcription. Gene Ontology annotation, cellular component: HIR complex; nucleus. The record is from RefSeq and is a predicted model, not a curated record. The transcript has 5 exons. The coding region runs from base 1 to 3123 and encodes 1040 amino acids.
AUGCAUUUGAUCAAGCCGCAGUGGUUGACCCACCCAGGUGAUCUGAAGGACUUUGAAGUAUACAGCUGCCAUGUCUCGCCCGAUGGAAAGCGCCUUGUCACCGCCGCCGGAGACGGCUACGUGCGAAUAUGGUCCACCGAAGCCAUUCUGAAUUCGAACAAUCCUGAAUACACCAAACCGAGGCAGCUCGCAGCUGUUAGCCACCACUCGGGCACGAUCCACGCGGUGCGAUUCUCCUCGAACGGCAAAUAUCUAGCAUCCGGUGCAGACGACAAGAUCGUGUGUGUCUAUGCGCUAGAUCCGAACGCACCUACACAUGCUGCUUUUGGCUCAAACGAAGCGCCGCCCGUCGAGAACUGGCGCGUCAUUCGCCGCCUCAUUGGUCACGACAACGAUGUGCAGGACAUUGGUUGGUCUUUUGAUUCGUCCAUCCUGGUAUCAGUGGGAUUGGAUUCAAAAGUAGUGGUCUGGUCAGGGCACUCCUUCGAGAAACUGAAGACGCUGUCAAAUCACCAGAGUCACGUCAAGGGCAUCACGUUCGACCCCGCGAACAAGUACUUUGCGACUGCAAGCGACGACCGUACCAUCAAAGUCUACCGUUUCAACUCUCCGCCAUCGAAUGCUACCCAGCAGGACCAAGUCAACAACUUCAUGCUCGAACACACCAUUACCACGCCGUUCCAAACCUCGCCUCUUACCACCUACUUUCGUCGUUGCUCUUGGUCGCCAGAUGGAGCUCACAUCGCCGCUGCGAACGCUACCAACGGACCAGUGAGCUCUGUUGCAAUCCUUGCCCGUGGAACAUGGGACGGCGACAUCAGCCUGGUCGGUCACGAAGGGCCAGUGGAGGUAGCUGCUUUCUCGCCCCGACUGUUCUACAAGGACCCACCCAAAGAGAUUGAUGGCACUGUGUACCAACCGACGGUGACAAUCGUCGCCUGCGCAGGCCAAGACAAGUGCCUGAGUGUAUGGAAUACGAGCUUUCCCAGACCCUUCAUGAUCUCACAAGAAUUGGCCGGCAAGUCCAUCUCAGAUCUGGCGUGGGCACCAGGCGGAGAGGUCUUGUACGCUACGAGUCUGGACGGCAGUAUCCUGACGCUGGUGUUUGAGACUGGGGAGCUUGGCUACCCUGCAUCGUUGGACGAGAACGACAAAACGUUAUCGAAAUUUGGUGCAGGUCGAAGAGUUGGGAUCGUCGAAGGCACAGAUGCACUGCUACUCGAAGAAAGUGCUAAAAGUGGAGAGCUGAAGGGCGUACAGGGUCGCAUGGGAGCACUGAUGGGUGACGGCGGUGCAGUACAGCCUCCAACGAUCACCACGAAUGGCACCAACGGCGUAUCGCCAUCAGCAGCUCUCACGAACGGAGCCGCCACUCCAGUUGCGCCAGCAGCGCCGGCCGAGCCUCCUGCAGACCAGCGAGUCGAGAAGCUCAAGCAGCGAGUGACGGUGACCAAAGAGGGCAAAAAGCGUAUAGCACCGAUGCUUGUCUCUUCAUCGUCAGGUGUUGGCGCAUCGUCGUUACCACAGACGCAAUUGCUCUCUGCAGCAACCACAUCAGUGGGCAGAAGCGACAACCCACACAAUAUAUUGGACCUCUCGAAGCCAUACGAUGGUUUUCCCAAGGGUGGACUCGCAUCCAUGCUGGUCGGCAACAAGAGAAAGUUUGCAGAGAUCGAGGGCGAUGAGGACCGACAAGUCGAGCGAAGACUAGCCGCUACCGUUCGAUCAGGUGGUGCUGCUAUCGUGCUCAACAGUGAGAACGGUCUCGUGCCUCCUGCUGCUGCUGCUUCAAAGAGUGCUGAACACGAACCUGCUAAAGUCUUGCGACCGGCCAUCGUAAGUCCUUCACUGAGCGUCAGCCAGGUGCGACUCGCAGUGCCCAAAGUCAGGAGUGUCAUUGUCCGCACGAUGGAUGGCAGCGAACCGCCGCAGCAGAAUGGAGUCGACCCCAAUACAGGGAAGGCCGAACUUACAGACACAGUCAUACUGGAAGCGCGAAACGCUACUGGACCAUCUCGCACGGGUCGAUUCCAAGACCAUGACCCUGUGAGAAUAAGCUGUACGAAAAAAGGCCAAGCACUAUGGCAGGAUUACCUACCAAAGGCAGUACUUCUGGUGACUGGCAAUACCAACUUCUUCGCAGCAGCUUGUGAAGACGGAUCUGUGUAUGCAUGGUCACCAGCAGGUCGUCGAACGCUCAACGCCAUGAUCCUGGAAGCACAACCUGUUAUCAUGGAUUGUCGUGGCUGGUGGUUGAUGGCCAUAUCAGCAAUCGGUAUGUGUUAUGUGUGGAAUCUUAAGGACAUGUCUGCGCCUCAUCCACCAAUCUCAGUCGCACCAAUCCUAGACGUUGCGGCGCACACCCAAGGUCCUCAUCUCACAAAAUCUCCUGGUAUUGUGUUUGCGCGCCUCAACUCUGAAGGCAGGAUCAUCAUUGCCAUGUCGAACGGUGAUGGCUAUACGUACAACCCCAACAUGUACAUCUGGCAACGGAUAUCAGAACCAUGGUUCGCUGUUGGGAGCCAGUACUGGAAUACUACGGAUUCUUCUCUCGGUAACAUACGAUCGUCACAGGAGAAGAAUGCUCCGAAAGAGAAGGAUGACCAAGUCUCCUUGGAGAACAUAUCAGCGGGUAUUAUACCGUCGCUGGAACGCAACACGACAAACCAGUUUUUGCUCCAGGGCCGAGCGUUCUAUCUUCAACGUCUUAUCAAAGCGCUCAUCUCUGCGGAGGGAUACGAGACCUUUGAAAGCUGUGUUAGCGUCGCACAUCUUGAAAACAGAGUCGCUGCAGCUAAGACACUGGGGGCGCGUGAAGAGUUCAAGAUCUACCUGGCCAUGUAUGUUAAACGCAUUGGUGCUGAGGGGCUCAAGGGCAAGAUCGAGGAACUACUGCGAAGCCUGUCUGGCGAUCUUCUUGCUGAGGAUGAAGGUGAAAGCAAGGACGCAGAUACGACAGACAACAGCGUUUGCGGAUGGAAGAAGGAGGAUCUCUUGAAAGAAGCGGUGUUGAUCCUUGGUAAACACCGCGACCUCCAGCGCAUCACUGUACCAUAUGCACGUCUUCUUGGUAUCGUUCAUGAGCAUCAGCAGCAGGACGAGGCUAUGGUCACCGAUCUGUAG